AUGAGUCAGAAUGACCUCAUUUUCAUCAGAUUCCGCGGGCGGACUGACCCCCAGCGCCAGCCAAUCAGCGAGCGCCACGUCGGCCGUCGCACAGGUCUAAGGCCACGCUUCUCAAGAAACAUCAGAAAGAAAACGCCACGCGAGAGUAGCUCAGAAGUUAUGGUGCCUGCACCGAUUAUCAUAAAAUUGCCAGUCGGCACGAAGAAACUAACAGCAGAAAACAUGAAACAAAUCUCCAAUUUGCAGCGUGUUCCAGCGCAGCAACAGCAGCACUUCCAAUCCUCUCCACAAUGCCUGUCCAAUGGUCAAGGCAUUCCAGUAAUCAAGCUGGAGGAUUUGGAGACGCUGCAGUCGCUGGAUCACAGGGAUCAGGAAUAUGAUAAUCGUAUUGCUGAACGCACACCGAUUGACGAGCUCCGCGCUGGGAAACACAGCCUUCCCAUUUGGGCUGAAGGGCUUUUCGACCAAACAACACCUGGUCAGCCCCGCCGCCGCCGCAAGUUAACUCAUCUGACCGCUGGAGAAAAGAUCCUCCGACGAAAGCUCAAGAAUCGUGUCGCGGCUCAAAACGCUCGCGACAAGAAGAAAACGGCUUACGAAGACUUGAAGUCAGACAAUGAUGAACUGCGCGCGAUGAUGGAAGAGUUGAGGAGGACUCAACAAGAACAGAGGGCCCAAAUUGCCGAGCUUCUGCGCGAGAACAAAGAGCUGAAACUUCGCCUCGGAGACGGGGACUCUGCAAUCGGUUCAAGCUCAAAUUCGAUUUGUUCUGGAUCCUCUCCUGAAGAGAGAGUUGGGUGA
Messenger RNA from Oikopleura dioica, 801 nucleotides. The record is from the annotation of a GenBank genome assembly. NCBI's taxonomy places the organism in Eukaryota, Metazoa, Chordata, Appendicularia, Copelata, Oikopleuridae.